Messenger RNA from Pygocentrus nattereri (red-bellied piranha), 1684 nucleotides. RefSeq names its product acyl-CoA dehydrogenase short chain (gene acads). The coding region runs from base 48 to 1268 and encodes 406 amino acids. The record is from RefSeq and is a predicted model, not a curated record. Gene Ontology annotation, biological process: butyrate catabolic process; fatty acid beta-oxidation using acyl-CoA dehydrogenase. NCBI's taxonomy places the organism in Eukaryota, Metazoa, Chordata, Actinopteri, Characiformes, Serrasalmidae. Gene Ontology annotation, molecular function: flavin adenine dinucleotide binding. The transcript has 10 exons. Gene Ontology annotation, cellular component: mitochondrion.
AUUGCCAUAAAGGCAGGAAGAAAAGCACGAAGAAGGAAGGAUCAGAUAUGGCAGCACUUUUUAAAGCUCGAAAAGCUCUGGCCAUGGCUGUGAAUUAUGGCACUAGGAGCUUGACUCAGCUGGCAGAAUUACCUGAGCUCCAUCAAAUGCUGAGGCAGACAUGUCGGGACUAUGCAGAAAAAGAACUUGCCCCAGUUGCUGGACAGCUGGACAAAAAUCACACAUUUCCAGCCAAGCAGGUUCGAGAACUUGGAGCAAUGGGUGUGAUGGCUGUGGAGGUUCCAGAAAGUCUUGGGGGAGCUGGAAUGGAUUAUCUUGCCUACAGCCUAGCUGUUGAGGAGUUAAGCAGAGGCUGUGCCUCCACUGGAGUUAUCGUUAGUGUCAAUAAUUCUUUAUACCUGGGCCCAGUUCUGGCAUUUGGCACAGAGGAACAAAAACAGCAAUGGAUCUCUCCCUUUACCACUGGGGAAAAAGUAGGCUGCUUUGCUUUGAGUGAACCAGGCAAUGGAAGUGAUGCAGGUGCUGCCUCCACGCUGGCACGUCAAGAAGGAGAUGAAUGGGUGCUAAAUGGCACCAAGGCAUGGAUUACCAACUGCUGGGAUGCAUCUGCUGCAGUGGUCUUUGCCACAACAGACAAGAGCUUAAAACACAAGGGAAUCAGUGCCUUUCUGGUGCCUAUGCCUCAUCCAGGCUUGUCUCUAGGAAAGAAAGAAGAUAAACUGGGAAUCCGAGCCUCUUCCACAGCAAACUUGAUUCUGGAGGAUUGCCGCAUCCCUCUUGGCAACUUGCUUGGCCAGCGUGGGAUGGGCUUCAAGAUUGGCAUGCAAACUCUGGACAGCGGGCGGAUUGGAAUAGCUUCCCAGGCACUUGGCAUUGCACAAGCAGCUCUUGACUGUGCAGCUGAUUAUGCUCACAAGAGGACAGCUUUUGGAGCACCAAUUGCAAGGCUGCAAGCCAUACAGUUUAAAUUGGCAGACAUGGCUGUGGCACUAGAAAGUGCUCGUCUGCUCACCUGGAAAGCUGCAAUGUUACGAGAUGCAAAGAAACCUUACUCCAAGGCAGCUGCAAUGGCCAAGCUGGCUGCAUCUGAGGCAGCAACAUUUGUUUCACAUCAGGCCAUCCAGGUGUUGGGGGGAAUGGGUUAUGUAACAGACAUGCCUGCUGAAAGACACUACCGUGACGCUCGCAUUACAGAGAUCUACGAGGGUACCAGUGAGAUUCAGAGACUGGUCAUUGCAAACCAGGUUUUGAAGGAAUAUCAACAAUAGGAUGGCAUUGUGAAAAGUGCUGACAUCGACUUUCUCCAGUGACUUCUAACAGUGUUGUGCCUGGAAUCUCCAAAUGAUGAACAGUUUUGCUUAUUGACAUCACAAACCACAAGGACAUUUUUCUGACCUAGGUUAUCAUUGCAGAGAUUUGAUUGCAGAGGUUGACGAAGUGCUGUAAGACCAGCCACAGGUGAUUUUUUUUUUCUUACCACAAGAGUGCAGCAGAGUGCCUGUACUUACUGCCUUUACCUGUGCUUGACUGAAGAUCACCUCACAGGACACUCAUGAAUGAGACUGAUAAACUCAAGGAUUGCUUGCAGUGGCAUGUACUAUAAAUUGGUGUUUGGUUGCACAUAAUGAUUACUUGAAUUCAGUUGACAAUUUUAAAAUAAACAUCACAGUUUAUUUGGUCUUUU